AUGAAGAAAGUUAAGAAGGCCAUCGAGCUGUCUGCCCGGGACAAGAUACAUGUCAAAGGUUUACGCGGUACUCUAGGAUCAAACUUGUAUGAGCUUGCUAAGAAAAUCGAGGUCAAGGAUAAAAAGUCGGGUUACUUUUAUUAUCUUUGCAAAAAUUCAAUUAUAGACUUAACCAAUACAAAGCGAGGAAGUCAAAUUGACUUGCUGGUCGUCCAAAAUUAUCGUAGGAUAUCAGCAAAUUUAAGAAUAAUGAUCCCGUCAGGUCCUAUCCUUAAAAAAGUCGAUGGCAUCAAGUUAUUAACAAACAAGUAUCAAGAAAUAGACGUACAUCAACCAAUCAAUGAAGAAGAGAUCGUAUUAAAGAAGAUCUUCACCUACAUUUUGUACCCUAUCGUGUAUAAUCCGACUAGAAUUACAAGACACUUAUUUAAACAAAUUAUACACUAUUUCCCCAAUGGGGUGGUAGCCAUUUACAGUGUAUUCACAGCCAUUUACAGUUUGGAUGUCAUUAUUAUUUCUGAAAAAAAUGAUAAUGACAUCGAUGUCUUGAGUGGCGCCUUUGCAUCCGUUCGUUAUGCUACAGAAAGGCAAAUAUUACGAUGGUGCUUUAAAUUUUUGCCUGUAUCUUUAAAGCAACAUUUAUUGAAACAUUUAUUGUCUUUUGCGGCAUAUAUUUCUGCAAGUGGAAUUUACAAAAUCAAGCUGCCUAUCAUUCGCAUGAUGGGCAUGAAUUGUCAGGUUUCAAUUCUGAAUCUUAUAGAUAAAAACGUAUACUCUUCCCAAGAAAUCUACAGCUUUAAAUAUCCGAAAACGAUAAAGCAGAUCAAAGAAGGAGGUAUACAAGAUUUGAUGGCUGGACUCUUGUUACUUGAGAAUUUGCUACUUGACAUUGAAGAUAUAUACAACGACUGUACAAACGACACCACGGACAAAAUAGACAAUAUCCGAAAUGAGCGUGUCCAUUACAAGCCAAAAUCAGUAGUGGAUGAAUAUAUUUCUGCUGUCACGUGGAAUGAAGAUGAUAACAAUAGCAGCAAUAACAUUGGAAGUGAGUCCGAAGAGGAAGAAUGAACGCACUAAUUUCUAUUUGCUUGAGUGGUAAAACACACAUAAUAUAUAACUACAAAAACUACAUAUUUAAUAACGGCUACAGCCAAUAAUAAAUAUACACAAUUGCAUAAUAAAAUACUCAUAAUACUAUUUCAGAUAAGGAUA
This is a messenger RNA of Mucor mucedo, 1215 nucleotides long. RefSeq lists its product as uncharacterized. The record is from RefSeq and is a predicted model, not a curated record. The transcript is spliced from 10 exons. The coding region runs from base 1 to 1071 and encodes 356 amino acids. Lineage: Eukaryota; Fungi; Mucoromycota; Mucoromycetes; Mucorales; Mucoraceae.